AUGGCAUCCAAGGAUGAUGACGGCGGUGGUGCUUCCCGGGCCGCCGGAUCCGACGACUGCGGCUAUGGGUGCUGCAUGAUAGGGGUGCUCAUCUACUGGUCCUUAUGGGUCGUCUUCGUGGCCCUGCCGCCGAUCGACAUCGACGCACUGCUGCCUGGGCUCCGAGAGCUUGACGGCUCUCCAUGCGCCCACGACAAGCCGACGACGUGCUCCGUGGAGUUUCUCGGCGCCAGGGGGCUCGAGCCGGCGCUGGCCCCGGGCGCGGCAUCCCCGGCCUUCGACCUCGUCGUGCACGUCGCCAACGGACACUUCUACGAGCUGCGCCACGGCGGCGGCGACGUCGUCGUCUCGUACGCCGGCGUCCCGCUCGCGCGCGGGCGCACGCCCGGCUUCCGGCUGCCGGCGGGAGAGGCGGGGCGGUGGGCGGUUAACGCGACGAGCGCGGGGCUGGGGAUGCCCGCGGAUCUGGGUCGGCUGAUGGCGGCGGAGCGGAGGUGGGGCGUGGCGCAGCUGGAGAUCGACGUGGGCGUCGCAUGGCAGUCCUUCACCUGCGACGCUUUGGUCGAUGGGCAGCCCAGCUCGUCAGCAUGCAGGCUAGCUUAG
Lolium rigidum is the source of this 603-nucleotide messenger RNA. RefSeq lists its product as uncharacterized. Lineage: Eukaryota; Viridiplantae; Streptophyta; Magnoliopsida; Poales; Poaceae. The record is from RefSeq and is a predicted model, not a curated record. Bases 1 to 603 code for a protein of 200 amino acids. The transcript has a single exon.